Durusdinium trenchii is the source of this 1788-nucleotide messenger RNA. NCBI's taxonomy places the organism in Eukaryota, Dinophyceae, Suessiales, Symbiodiniaceae. The record is from the annotation of a GenBank genome assembly.
AUGGAGGACAACUUUAGUCGAGCAUUGGACGAUAUGUCCACCAGAGUGAAACUGCCUGCUGAAGAAAUCUUUGAGAAAGGUUUACCACAGGUAGAUCCUCCAGAAGGAAGGCAGGCUCAGCUGGUGGAACGCGCAAAGAAUGUCUUUGGAAGUGAUGAUAUCUUUGUCGACACAUCGACCUCUCUCAAGAGGCUGUAUGCCAAAGUGGGUGGAGCUCCACGCAUUACGCCAGAGCACCCAAUCUACUCCACGAAGUUGAAGAGAUUUUUGACUCCAGCGGAAUUUCUUUCUGCGCAAGGUCUAUUCAAAUCUUGCUUCAAAGACUCUGUUUGGCAGCAAAUGGUGACAGUGCCCAAAUUCGGACAAGAUCUAGCUGGCAACUCAUUCUCCAGCACAGUCUGUCAGGGAGCUGUUUUGUCAUCUAUGGCGGCUUGCCCGGAGCUAUGGUUGAAGGCUUCUGGAAACCUUCCAGGUGAAAAAGCAAAAGAUCACAAAAGAAAAUUGGCACCAACUGAGGACCAUCUUGAGCCACCGUUGCAGAAGGCCAGGACGGGCAAUUCCCGUCAGGAGGGCGCAGAUCCAAGCCAGUUCUUGAAACGGAUUACAAAAAAGAGACCGGCGCCCGAAUACGACCAUUUUGUUCAAGACCAUCCACGCAGAAAGAAAGACCCGAAGGGCCGCGCCAAGCGAAAAUACAAAAGGAAGACCGACGGCGUGGACGGCAGGAAGUUUAGCAAGGGGAAGAAAGACACGCUUAGCAUUUGGUCCAAGAUGCAAAUGCUACAAUUCUAUGACCAAGAGAAAGAGAAAGGGAAUCGGAAUGCAGCCAAAGCCACGAGCCAGAAGUUUCCCAAGGGAUUCUACAGGUGCUGCCUGUACAAGUGGAAGCGGGAUCGAGCAGCACAGAGCUGGGACCUCCUGAUCACAGCUGCGCCGACGCUUACCAAGAAGUUCAAGGAAAUCCCCAACCGCCUGAGGCAGAUGAUGGGUCAUCCACUCAAGUUUGUCACACGAUCCGAUGGCAGCCAGGAAGCAACCACCACUAUUCUCCCUCCGGAGCUGCAAGAGAUCACGGCAGAAACAGUCGCUGAGCGCAUAGCCCUUGGAGAAGAGUGUGACUUUCACUUCGUUGCGGAUGUCUUGGAAGCUGGGAUUGAUCAGUGGAAUUCUGCAGUGCAGCGCCUCAAGACACGCUUGUCAAAGCCAGAGACCCUUUGCCAGGAGCUCCAGAAGCAGCUGGUGGAGAUGGAGGGAACAGGCAGCACUGAACCAAUAAGCCAAGAAGGCUUGAACACAAUGGUGGAGGACCUGUCCACAUCACUUGCUCCAAAGCUGCGGAAAGCAGCACAGAGGCUGUGCGGGAAAUCAGGCCUCGGCCCAGAGGCUAAUUCCAAGCCAGGUAAGCAUUUACCUGCCAGCCAUCCAUUGCUCGCAAAGAUCCGAGAGUUUGUCAGAGCAGAGCGAGAUAGCCUCAAGGUUCACGAGAGGCUUGUAUGCAACUUCGACCAGGUUUGGUCUGUCCAAUACAUGCCACAACGAGCAACCUUGCAAGCUAAAGAUGGAAGACAAGAUCCACUCAGGAAGGCACCGCAUAGAGGAGGCAUUAGAUCUUCCUCUCACGGAAAACUGGCCGCCAGAAAAAACCCGUGGUGUAGAUUCUGCAGCCCAUGUCAGUGGGGGCGUUGCAGCUUGUGCACCGGUAGAACAGUGGCGAGAGCCUCGAACAGUGACUACGUUGAGCUGGCUGGACGGCCAUGUUUCCCGAGCCUAUGUAACCAUGCGUGGUGA